Molecule: messenger RNA, 1825 nt
Organism: Myotis myotis
Lineage: Eukaryota; Metazoa; Chordata; Mammalia; Chiroptera; Vespertilionidae
Gene: CUNH8orf34
Product: chromosome unknown C8orf34 homolog
Source: RefSeq, a predicted model, not a curated record
GCGAGCACAGGCUGGGGAGAAGCCCGGGCUGUUUGUGCUGUAACCUGGGAGAGGGGCGCACGCAUCCUGCGCUCUGCACGCGGACACACACUCUAGGCGAGGUGCAGCCCCCGGCCCCGUCCGCCGAGGGCGCCCCCAGGUGCCACUCUGGGUGGAGCAGCAGCUCCCCGCUAGCCUCAGGGCCCCUGGUCCCCGCUGCUGCCGCCCAGAGGAGAAAGGCACCGCUGCUCCAAAUCUCGGGGCGCCGCAGCCCGUGCCACGCAGCCGGAGCCUGGAGCCUCGGGGGCGGUGCAGCCGGAGAGCGCAGUGAAUGAGUUCCCCCAGCGUCUCCGAGUUGUCUGAGUUGGUGGCGCUGUGCGGUUUUCCGGGCUGUCGGCGCCCCACUGGCUUACCGGUGGCCGGGCCAGACCCGCACGCCGGGGAGCCCAGGCUCCUGAGCUCCUGUCCCAGCCCCAGUCCGGGGAGCAGGCGGGCGAGCCGGGCAGAGGCGCGCGUUCAGCCCGCACUCUGCGCGGCUUCUGCUGUCUCCAUGGCGUCCUAUCAGCAAUCCCGCAUCCAGGCUUACCUGGAGAAGAACAAGAUCGGUCCCCUGUUUGAGGAAUUAAUGACCAAAUUAAUAACUGAGACACCUGACCAGCCAAUCCCAUUUCUCAUUGACCAUCUUCAGUCCAAACAAGGAAACCGAGGGCAGCUUCAGCGAACUUUAUCUGGAUCUGCAGCUCUCUGGGCAGAAAGUGAAAUAUCAGAACAUAAAGGAACAAGGAGGGAUUUGAGAAGCUAUGAUAAGCCUUGGCAAUUAAAUGCAAAGAAGCCCAAAAAGUCAAAAAGUGACCUUGCUGUCUCCAAUAUUUCUCCACCGUCACCAGAAUCCAAAUCAUUGUCAAGGUCAGUAGAUCAUCCUAAGUGGAACUGGCGAACUAAACCAGAAAGCCGUGAUUUUGAUGAAUUGAACCACAUCCUUCAAGAGAGCAAGAAGCUGGGAAAAGCCCUUGAGAAGCUCUCUCGAAGUAUUGCAAUUUCAGAUGAACUUGAUAAGGAAACAGUGGCAUGUAAUUCUUCUCUUCUAAGACCCCGUGUAAUAGGAGAAUGGAUUGGUCGAGAAGAGAAUGAUGCUGACCCAUUGGCAGCCGAAAUGCUACAGCCCCCAAUUCCAAGAAGUAAAAAUGAACAAUGGGAAAGUGAAGAUAGCAGCUCUAGCCCCACAGGAAGCUUAAAGGUGGAACCCAAGACCAAGGGAUUAAAACAGCAGCAACAGCAACAUAAGAAACUGCUGGCAGCGAUGCUCUCUCAAGAUUCUUUUGAGUCUAUUCACAGCCCUACCCCACCUGUAACAGAAGAAGAUAUUGAUAAUGAAGAUGAUGCAAUGGAAUUGCUGGAGGAUCUUGAUGAUUUAAGAAUGGAGGGAGUGACUACUCUGGCACCUUCUGGGAGCAAAUUUAAUCAAGGUCGUGCUACUCACCCUGCUGAACUUCAGGCCAAGGUCACACUGAACAUCUGUUCAAGGUGUGCCAGACUCCAAGGAGACAACUUGGCAGAAAGAACAGAGGAGACGACACAAAUACUUCCUUCUCCAGAUGAAAUAAUCCUGGAUUCUUUGAAUUCUUUACCUGGGACUGAAGAAGCACUAAUGGAGGAGGGUGGAGAAUUUGAAAUAGCAUCUAAAUUAACAGGACCUGGAGAAGCCCCCAGUGGAGGACAGUCAUUGAAACACUACAUGGAAGAAGAUGAUUCUUUAAAGCAAUUGCAGGUGGUUCACCAACCAUGGAUCUUGCCAAGUGACACAGAAAGUGAAGGAGUGGAAGCAGAACAAGAGAAACGUGAGUAG